UGUGCCGUGAAAGCUGGUGGAGGUGCGCCUUUAUUCAAGGAGAAUCGCUCCUAUGAUUUAACAGGAGGCUCGUUGUUUCCUGGCGCCGGCGCAGCGUCCCAGCAAGUCUGCGCUGUUUCAGUCCGUGUGAGGGGGGUAGGCUGAUGUGCGCCUGUUGUCACGGCCGCUCCAACUAACUUUAAAGUGUCGCACGAAUUCCUAAACUGCGUUGGAGACCGCGUUAUGUCAACAUCCAUGGAAAUAGCAGAUUAGCAGAGUGCGUCUGGCUGGGUUUUCUGCAGUGUCCGUGGCAAAAAAGACUGUAGUGGAGGUGAGGUUCUCAGUCCUGUGUGGGAUGUUAAUGGACUGGUGGCGCGUUGAGGCUGAAGGAGCAUGGUGAAACACCAACCCUUACAGGUCUAUGAGAAGCAGGUCUUUGUGUCCUUUGUCACUGGGAUCUAUGGUUGCCGCUGGAAACGCUACCAGCGUUCCCAAGACGACAGCUCCAGGUGGGAGUGUGCAUGGUUCAUCAUCCUGUGCAGUUCUUUCCUCCUGCUUCUCUUUUGGGCCUACUUCUGGUUGGUGGCUCAAAAUGAUUUCAACGACUUCAACUGGUUGGUGUACAACCGCUCCGGAGAAUGGAGGGAUGAGACGAUCCCCAUCCUCGCGUCCACCACCGUGGGAUUCAGCUACAUCACUUUCUUAUUGAUUUUAGCUCUUUUCCAUAUAUCUCUGGGGCAGCAGCUGAAUCUCUACUGGGUUCACAAGAUUGGGGUGCUGGCCACGCUGCUCACCACUAUCUCUGGCGUCGUCUCGGUUGAUGACAUUUGGGGAAAUGAGUGGGACAUCCUGCUUGUGUCUUUGCAGUCCACAGCACCUUUCCUGCACAUUGGAGCCCUGGCAACAGUCACAGCUAUCAGCUGGUUGGUAGCUGGAUAUGUGGUGCGCAGAGAGAGAUCCAAUAUCCAGAUGAUGGUGUUGGCGAUGUACAUUGUAAUCCUCCUGGCUCUCUGUUUGGCACCACUCACAUUCACCUGUCCCUGCAUCAUGGACCGGCACAGCCUCAAACCACCGCCGGGCGUCAUCGGCCGUCGAGGCGCGCCGAUGCUGGCUCCAGAAAACACCAUGGUGUCCUUUAACAGAGCCCUGCAGCACGGAGCCAGCUCCCUGGAGGCCGACGUCACCAUCAGUGUGGACGGGGUUCCUUUCCUCAUGCGAGACCGAACCCUGAGACGGACCACGGAUGUCAGUAAGGUUUUUCCAGGCAGACAGUAUGAAGACGCCUCCUUCUUCAACUGGACAGAGAUACGCUCCCUGAACGCAGGCCAGUGGUUUUUGGAGAGUGACCCCUACUGGACAGUAGAAACCCUGACAGCAAAGGAGCGGAGCAGAAUAGGCAACCAGACGGUUUGUGGUCUGAUGGAGAUGCUUCGUCUGGCGGCCAGGACCAACAGCUCUGCCCUGCUCAACAUCCGCAAGCCUCCACCAGAGCACCCGCGCUACCGGAGCUGGUUCAUGGACACUCUGUGGGCUGUGCAGAAGGCAGGGAUUUCCCAGAAGAGGGUGAGGACUGUGACGUGGACCCCAGACACGGACAGGGGGAGGGUGCGAGGGCUUCAGCAGACCACGAAUGAGAAGCUGUCGGUGGAAGAGAUGAGGCAGAGGGGAAUCACAAGCCUGACUCUCCACUACAGCAAGGCCAGUUACAAAGAUAUACAAGAGUAUGUGGCCAAUAACGUGAGCCUGACCGUCUACCCAGUGAACGAGCCCUGGCUGUACUCCAUUCUGUGGUGUAGCGGGGUGCCUUCUGUGUCCUCCGAUGCCCCCCAAGUCCUCCGAAAGGUGCCUUACCCCAUCUGGCUCAUGAGCCAGAACGCUUACAACUUCAUCUGGAUCACGUCAGAUCUAGUCUCCCUCGCCGUAGUCAUAGGAAUUUUCUGUUUCCAGAACUAUCAUAUGAUCAGGUGGAAGAUGAGCGGGCUGCAGAACUACAACCCGGAGCAGAUCAUGCUGAGUGCCGUGACGCGGCGGACCAGCAGGGACGUCAACAUCAUGAAGGAGAAGCUCAUAUUCUCAGGUGCGGCUUUUGGAGCAGUCGCGCGUGGAAAUGCAAAGCAGUGGUUGUGACUGGACAAAUGAAUGACGAAUCCUGCGUAGCAUGCAGUUAUUAAACUUAACAAUGGGCUCGGCAGUACGGAGGAGCUCUCUCUGUAUCCUGAGAACGGUUACGCAAUAUACUCUCACGGAGGCCUCGGCCGCUGAGCAAAACACGCCCCACAGCUGGAAAAUCUUGGGUGUCAGUACGUCUGUGAAUGUUCUCAGCCGUCCGGGUCACGGUGUAUCCCGAGAACAAGCUGAAACGAGGGCGGCCGGACUUGUACGGAGUCUACAAGUCCUACGUGUCUAGUUGUUGUUGUUUCAGCUUGUUUUUUGGACUGGGAUAUCAGUUUGACUUUUGAGCUUGGUCAAUGAUUCAAAUCUUGUUAGACGACGCUGAGAACACACUAGUGACACAGAUCUGUUGGUCAACUUUGUCUCACAGUGAUAAUUAUGUGUCUAAAUUAGACUACUGGCGAUUACGUGUUCUACUGUGUGGCCUAUUGCUUUAUUUUUUUUUUUUUUUUUACACUGGGCAGAAGUCUCUCAUCAUGUGACAUGUGAAACUUGGUAAAAAGUUUUUUUUUAAAAUACAGUAUGCACCGAUCAGCCGCAACAUUAUGACCACGGGCAGGAGAAGUGAAUAACAUUGACCAUCUUGUGGUGUGUCACUUAGACCACCCACAACCCCACCCCAUAGUACUGACUCACACAAAAAUGGUUUAAGAACAAAAAACAAAAAAAAACAUGGACAACAACAGCACAGUGUGUUGAUCUGGCCUCCAAAUUCACUAGAUCCCAAACAUAACAAGUGUCUGGGCAGAGGCUCCUCCUCUCAACGCAUAGCACCCAAAGGUCCCCACUAACAACAAUGUGUUACCAGACACCACAGGACACCCUCAGAAGACCCAUUCCCAUUCUCCGAUGAGUCACUACCGCUUUGGAGGCACAAGGGAGACCAACACAGUAUUAGGUCACAAUGUUAUGCCUGAUCGGUGUAUUUUUGUAUUUUUUUAUUCUCAGUAAGACUGACAGCAGUCUAAGGCGCAUUUAUCUUUAAAGCCGUAAUUAGUUUACUCAUUAGAAUAAUGUUGAGCUAAAAUGAGAAUGUCAAAGUCAUUACUGGAGACACAUAGUUGGUAUGUGCCUGUUGUGUUAUCACUGAAGGGGUUUUUUUAGAGUCUGAUGGGAACUGGACUAGAAAGUGGAAGUGCAAAUUUAGUUUUUAUGUUUGAAACACAGUUUAAAGAAUAACAAAAAAAAAAAACUUUGGGCCAAAACGCCGCGUGAGUUCAACAAGACAACAUAAUAUAUCAUAUAUCAUAUUUGCUCUGCUCACAUGAGUGACCUCAAAAAAGUUAUCUGAGCUAGUGAAACUGUACUUCACUGUUGUUUUAUAAGUGAGGAAACACGCUGUGUUCUGUGUUAUAAACUGAUGUAAAUACGAGUUAUUUUACAAGUUUUUAUUUGUUUCCCCUCUGAGAGGAUUUUCAGUGGUUUGGAUAUGGAUAUGAAAUGUAUAUUUUAUGUUUGCAUUUAUUAUCAUUACGUCCUCUUUUUAAGUGUGACAGACAGAUUAGGGCAUGUGUGAACGUUUCAUGGAAUGAGGCAUUUUUGGGAGGUUUGUGUAAGUAUAUUAUUUUAGGGGUUGUAAUCUUUUUUUCCUGCCUCUUCUCUGCCAUGCCACGACUGUUUCACUUCAUAGUCACAUUAAUUGUUACAACUUUCACAUGGCUGCCUUUUGGUUAAAUUGAUGAGCUUGUAGAAAAUCGUAGAAUUUAUUAGUCAUUCAGAUUUAUAGCAGGGGUACAAGUUUCAAGUUUCAUCUACAUUUGUAGCUGCAGACAUGUUGACUGUGAUGAUUUCUUCUUUUUUGUGUGUGUAAAAAUUUGUAACAAAAGAUUUGAAAGUAUUAAAAGUUGAAAGAAAACUUG
This is a messenger RNA of Mugil cephalus (flathead mullet), 4010 nucleotides long. It is a transcript of the gene gdpd5a, whose product is annotated as glycerophosphodiester phosphodiesterase domain containing 5a. The transcript has 17 exons. Gene Ontology annotation, biological process: positive regulation of neuron differentiation; lipid metabolic process. Gene Ontology annotation, molecular function: glycerophosphodiester phosphodiesterase activity. The record is from RefSeq and is a predicted model, not a curated record. Bases 373 to 2106 code for a protein of 577 amino acids. Gene Ontology annotation, cellular component: plasma membrane. NCBI's taxonomy places the organism in Eukaryota, Metazoa, Chordata, Actinopteri, Mugiliformes, Mugilidae.